Thrips palmi is the source of this 3059-nucleotide messenger RNA. RefSeq lists its product as uncharacterized. The record is from RefSeq and is a predicted model, not a curated record. Bases 2352 to 2762 code for a protein of 136 amino acids. The transcript is spliced from 5 exons. NCBI's taxonomy places the organism in Eukaryota, Metazoa, Arthropoda, Insecta, Thysanoptera, Thripidae.
CCUCGAAAGAGAUGGAAGGUGACGUCACCAGACCCCAGCAUUGUGGGAUCUCUUUUCUAAUAUGGUCAACUGCAAAGAAAACCAUACGCCGUUUAAUUCUGGGAUUUUCGACCCACCCUACUAAUUAUCUCUUUUCAUUUCAAGCGUGACACUAUGCCUGAGUCAGGCAAAGACUUGCGCUUUAGGUUCAUCACUGAUUCAUGAACUUGUACGAAUUUCAAAAGAAUGACAGCACGUCGUCCUACUUUUGUGCAAAGGCUAGUACUAAUAGAGUACUCCAAAGAAGAUCUUGCCCGGAAGAAGAAGAACAAAAACGGAAGUAAGAAAUUGCAGUUUCUAUGAGAAAUAUACGCUGCAGACCCUCAUGCGCAGCGUACAUUUCUCAUAGAAACUGCAAUUUCUUACUUCCGUUUUUGUUCUUCUUCUUCCGGGCAAGAGCUUCUCUGGAGUACUCUAUUGGUACCUUGAGUUGAUCACACGGCAAAAACGGUACCUGGUUUUCCUAGGUCGCCUCUAGUAAAGACAGGCGAUAUCCUAGGGACUUCCCGGGGAAACCAAUAAUUGUUUUUGCAGUGCAGCACAAAGAACUGACGUCUGGUACAAAAUUUGACGCGAAACAAAAAGUUUGCGGGGAGAAAUGGAGAACCCUUGCAAAAUGGAAAAUAUAUGGGCACUAUGUGGACAAAAUAUAUGGCCCAACAUGUAUUGACGACAUAUGUGGAAAAGAUAAUUUAGCAAGAUACUUUUCCGAUAUAAAAAAUAUGUGGCAAAUAUAUAAAUUUCAUACAUUGCUCUAUAUGUAGGCAAUUUAUAGUGUGAAUACACCAUGGAGUCCGACGACUCAGAGACUUCCUUUACUAUUAUCAAAGGAUGUAACCUCGCCAUGCGAGGUCAUCCAAUCGUGAUCUUACCGUGGUCGCUUAGACGAACUUUUCGCGCUACACUCAAAAAAGACGUUUAAAAUUUCCUAACUGUUCCAGUGAACUUGUUAAACAGGAUUUCUCAAAAUUUCUUGGAGACUUAAAUGGAGUAUUUUGUGAUUCUUCUUGUUCUUCACUCAGCCACGACUAGAAUGGUCUAUCGCGAAGCCGCGCGGUGCCCCAGAGCGAAGUGUCAUCCUCCCAUCGCUCAGCCAAGACGUUUGAUAAGUUGCCCGUCAGGAGGUGAAAUUUUCGACGUGUCCUAAUAGAAUAAUCCUAACUGUCAAAGCAGAUCCAAGACAAUCCUUACUACCAGAGCUGACCCAAGACAAUCCUAACUGUCAGUGCAGAUUAAAAACUAUCCUAACUACAGAGGUAGAAGUGUUCACGAAGUAUCUUCACUGCAAAUCAGAGAAUCGCGAUAUAUCUGAAAUACAUUUUCCACGUAUUUAUAUAAGGAUGAAACUUUGUAACAAGCCCUCCGGCGAGUAAUUUCAUGAAGUAUGUUGCCGUCACGGACUUUGAGAAAACACCGCUUUUCACGUUAUGCGCAGUUAGGAUGGUACUGAAUUGAGACGAAAAGUUAGGAUUGUCUUGGAUCUACCCUGGCAGUUAGGAUUAUUUUAUUAGGACGCGUCGAAAUAUUUGGACCGACAGUAGUUCGACGCCAUACUCACCCGGCGUAAAUUGUCUCCUUGAAGGGACAGUGGCGGUGGAUGAUGGGGGCGAUGUGUUUGGACGACAGGACGUCCAUUUCGUGCAGACGGCAUGCCUGCCCUUCGUUGAGGUUCAGUGUACUCUUGUACACAGUCUCCUACGAGUGCAAAACGUUAGCACUGCAAGCAGUGGUGUGGUCUAGACCGCGUGCCGUGGUGGUCUCCUUUUGCACGGUAAAAACAGAACGUGGUUUUCCCAGGAAGCCAAUGGUGAAGGCAUACACUGUUAGAAAUUUUGUCGUAAUUUAACGACAAAUUUGUCGCUAAUUUUUUUUCUAACACGAGUUGUUUAUAAACGACAUGAUUUGUUUAAAAACAACAAAUCGUAACCAAAAAGUUGUUUGUGAACGACAAAUUUGUUUGGAAACAAUAAAUGAUUAACGACUUCAUCAUCAAUAAAAAAGCUCGUUUAAAAACGAGAUCCCUGUUUUAAAAUGACAAACUCGUUCACUAACGACAGAAUUGAGCAGAUCAAAAAUUACAUGAAAAAAAAUUUUAGUUCACUCAAAACAAAAAAAAAUUCCUUUAAAAAAGAAUCUGAAAUCUGCUGAAACAUGUUCCAGGUACUCCACUGUCCAUGCCCAGUUGCUUUGGCCCGAGUGGUAUUGUUUCCCUACCGCUGACUGCGCACUGCUUGAAGCCAACUGACCUGCUAUGUCGCUGAUGAAGAGCUUGCUGCUGCACUCUGGAAGAGUGCAUCCUGCCUUAGCUGAGCAUGUUCUGCUUUGCUUUCUGCAUGAUGUCUCCACAAGAUGCCCUCACUCUGCACUGCUUUGAUUGUACCACACAUAACCCUCCUGUCUUGUCUGCUGACCAUGACGAAGUUGUCACAACCUACUCACAAGUGGCCGUUCAAUUAAUUCAGAGAUCGGGUUACCAAUCACAAAGUUUUAUCUUCCUUAAGGUGGAAAGGUUGAAGGAAAUACAUGGAACAGUCGAGCCACAUUACAGCAAAGCUCCAAUGGAUCCGCUUCACUCUUCAAUCGUAACAUCAUCCGCUCUUCUGCUCAUACUGCAAGUGGGAGAACUAAUAGGUGUUGGACUUCACAGUGGCUACGCCAAGCAACGGAUCAAGAUGCAAGAGGUUGUGACCGUGAUGAUGACAGUGCUGCUCCAGCAGGCAUAAACUAAAAAUGGGAGGCACUUUUUAAUACUGGCACCUCAGUUCAAGAAUUAAUUAACACUUGACAGUCAAUCCUUCUUUUUAACAAUGCUGCUAAUUUGAAUGGUAACGUGAAGUUGUUUUGUGUUCCUGUUUUAAAAGACUUUUUAAUUGAAUGUUAGCAGUUUGUAAUGUAAUUCAACAGAUAGGUUUAAUAUUUUUAGGCACGAAGUAGCCUUAUAGUAUACCCAGGAUUCAGCCGGCCCGAGAUUCAAUUUGUGUGGCCCUUUAUGCAUUUCGGAAAUUUUCUAUACGAUUUUA